ACAAGCAAUCUGUUACCUUGUAUAAAAUCAAGUCUUAAGCGAUGUCCUUAGUACCCCCUAUGUCAACAAGCGGUCAAACGGAACCCAACUCUGAUACUACGACGCUGGUACCCGAUCGUGACCUCAUACAUCGCGUCUUUGCUCAGGUCUGGACAGAGUUCUACAAGUGGGAGCAACAAUACAGUCGUGAUAGAGUCCAAAAUCUGUCGCGUUCAGAUCAUUAUCAUACAUCUCCCUCUGCCCCGGCUAUAGUCAAGCUCUCAGAGAGGCUGUCCAAUGUUAGUAUGACUCAAGACGUGGAGAUGCAGCUGGAAAUGGACCGGGCGCGAGAAACCAUGCAGUUCGAGAGGUUCUACGAAGAUGGCUCCAGUUCAAUUUCUCCGAUCACGUUGCAUGUCAUCCAUGCGCCUGAAGUGCAACCGCACAGUAGCUACGAAGCGUGUGCCCCCAUACAACGCAGCGUUUUUCACGGCGACGACUCCGACGCAAUGCCCUUCAUGCCCUUCGCUGAUGAACCGGAAUUCGACGCUCAUGAUUAUGCUCAGUUUUACGGUUCGUUUGCAUGGGAGCAAGACUAUGAUCCAGACUUAGAGAUUAUCGUACUUGAAGCCGCUCACCGUCUUCGUAAUCUACACGAUAUCAGCUUUCAGCGAAUAGACGAGAGUGUCUUACUUCCAUUCACCCUGCUUUCAAAGGACGGUCGGACUGGCCUUCUUGAAAUGUCUCGAAGUCGGGACCUGCUAAAGUGGCCAGGUUUUACUGCGACGCAUCAUUCUCUGCAAGCCGCUUCUGAGCCUGCCGCACACGACCUACGUACUCGUCUGAAGGGCGCUAUCUCUCUCUUUUGUCCAAACCUUAGCUGUGUUCAACCCUGGUGCAGCGUACACGUGGAGCCUUACCCCAUACCAAAUCCAAAAGAGCCAGAUCCAAAACUAACCCGCAAAGGGUUUAUCAAAGUCGCUGGGAAACCUUGCGGAGACGACUGCUUCGUUAAUAACCAGGAUUCGCCCCCGGACAUCUUGUGGACCGAAACUGACUUGGAGACAUUCAAAGUCAUAUUUGAGGUCACGCCAGACACAAUGCCAUGCGAUUUAGCAGUACUGUGCCGAAAGCCCUGCCGAGAGGUUUUUCAUCAGCGAAAUGUGAUACUUCAGAGUCCGGCUGAACCUGUUCCCGAUUCAGCAAAACGGAAGUUGAGACCACGUGCUCUAGAAUUCAGUGGUAUAGAUGCGAAUAAGUUCACGCCCAACAAACCAUGCCAUCACGACGGACCCUGUGACAGUCUUUCGAGAUGUAAUUGUUUUUUGAACAAAGCGCACUGUCAGCGGAACUGCCACUGUACGCUGAAAUGUGGACGUCGAUGGCGCGGCUGUCGCUGCGCCACGUCUAAGGCUCACGGCAGCUGUAUUCAGCGAGGGCAUUCCAAAGGACUCGAUGUUAAAGAAGAAUAUGUGGGAGAAAUUAUAUACGAAGCUACCACGGAGAGCCGCCAGGAUGUCGCUAAGUACAGAGGUCGAAAUUACCUAUUUGGCCUGAACGAUACUUUAUCAUUGGACAGCACGUAUGUGGGAAAUGCCGCCAGGUUCAUCAACCAUUGUGCAGAUACGUCUGGCUCACUUUCUAAUUGUCGGGCAUGUGUGCGGUUAGUCAACGACGAACACCGUAUUGGCAUAUAUGCCAUGCAAGAUAUUAAAGCUGGAGACGAAAUCCUCAUUAACUAUGGGCCUUCUUUCUUUCUCGAUAACAAUGGAAAUAAGAGUGUCAUGUUGUCCCAACAGUAACGGCUAUCUUUCUGGUACGAAGGUCAAUCAGUCGCAGACAGUGGUGACAAUAUAUUAUAGCAAUGAUUCACAAUUGCUUUCGAUGGGCGUAUGCGUACCAUAAUUACCAAGGAAAUGUGAUUAACCCAGUGUUUACGUAUGCGUGCAGGUAGCUGUAUGUGCCGGGGACUGAGAUGUCCCGAUUUAUCUCUCAAACCUCUCGGCCUCCUCGCUGCCAUAACCCGAACCUCCUGUGUUGUGACCUGCAGGUCCUUGCUGCUGAUGCGACGGCAACACAGGAUCUUCCGCCGCAUUUCCCUUUCCUUGGUCGGGCUCUCCUUCACUCUUUUUGUGCUUCAAGUGUUCGUUCUGAUCGCCAUACGUUUUAUCUUUGGGCUGGCGCGAUGCUUCUGGUGCCUGGCCUUUCGUCUUGUCUGCAUGGCAAACCGCGGAGGUAUGAUAUUUUCUUGACUUGGAUGGAUUCGUCCCCGUCCCUGUGACACCCUCACCACCAUCCUUGUUCUGCUUCACGUCAUCAGAAGUCGUGCCGACUCCUAAAGCUUGUUUGAUAGUAGAAAAUAAUCCAGGAGGCGUCGACUCCUCCGCUCCUCCCAUCAUCGUGCCACCCC
Serpula lacrymans var. lacrymans S7.9 is the source of this 2389-nucleotide messenger RNA. RefSeq lists its product as uncharacterized. Gene Ontology annotation, biological process: chromatin remodeling. Lineage: Eukaryota; Fungi; Basidiomycota; Agaricomycetes; Boletales; Serpulaceae. Gene Ontology annotation, molecular function: histone methyltransferase activity; protein binding. The record is from RefSeq and is a predicted model, not a curated record. The transcript is spliced from 15 exons. Bases 42 to 1781 code for a protein of 579 amino acids.